Molecule: messenger RNA, 3273 nt
Organism: Durio zibethinus
Lineage: Eukaryota; Viridiplantae; Streptophyta; Magnoliopsida; Malvales; Malvaceae
Product: alpha,alpha-trehalose-phosphate synthase [UDP-forming] 1-like
Biological process (GO): trehalose biosynthetic process
Cellular component (GO): cytosol
Molecular function (GO): alpha,alpha-trehalose-phosphate synthase (UDP-forming) activity; trehalose-phosphatase activity
Source: RefSeq, a predicted model, not a curated record
GCAAGGUUGAGCAAAAUCCUAGUGGGACGGUGGCUGCAUGGCUAAAAAGAAAUGCAAAAAGGAAAAGGAAAAAACCUUGUUGGCCUCUUCUCAAUGGCAAUAAUGGUUUGGAUAACAGUCUGCGAAGAUGAUGAUAAAUAAAUUUAUAUAUCUGUGUAUAUGGUGACAGAUUUUUCAGUUUUUCUAUGAACUUUUUCGUAUUAGCCACAGCCUUAGCCUUCCAAAAUAUCCGCAUUUUGCCAACUUGCUCUCUCAUCAAUCCUCUUCUCCAUAUUACCCUUUGUCAUCCUCAUCAAUGUCAAUUUCAUCCCAAGAGAUCUGCAUUUUGCAUAACAAUAACAAUCUGACUAACGGAAUGCCAGGGAACAAAUAUAACUGUAGUCCUGGCACACCAAGAACAAGAUUGGAAAGGCUUCUUAGAGAAAGGGAGUUGAGGAAAUUCAACAAGUCUUUAAAUGAUGGAGAAACCGAUCAGUUAUCAACCCAUGACUCUUUUUCACCUGAUUCUGAGACUUCAACUUGGUUCAAUGAUGAAGAAUCCUUGGAAGCGAUUUCAGCUGCCAGAGUUUCAUUUGAUGGAUGUGAAAGGCAAGAUUUCCGGGCUUCCAAACAGCGGUUGUUGGUGGUUGCUAAUAGGCUGCCUGUUUCUGCACUUAGGCGUGGGAAGGAUUCAUGGCAACUUGAGAUAAGUGUAGGAGGCUUAGUCAGUGCACUUCUUGGUGUGAAGGAAUUUGAGACCAGAUGGAUUGGUUGGGCUGGUGUAAAUGUCCCUGAUGAAAUUGGAAAAGAGGCAUUAACUAAAGCUUUAGCUGAAAAGAGAUGUAUACCAGUAUUUCUUGAUGAAGAAAUUGUUCAUCAAUAUUAUAAUGGAUAUUGUAACAACAUAUUGUGGCCACUGUUUCACUAUCUUGGACUUCCACAAGAAGACCGCCUUGCAACUACUAGAAGUUUUCAAUCUCAGUUUGAUGCUUAUAAGAAAGCAAACCAGAUGUUUGCUGAUGUGGUUAAUGAACAUUAUGAGGAAGGUGAUGUGGUUUGGUGCCAUGAUUACCACCUAAUGUUUCUUCCAAAAUGUCUAAAAGAACGUAACAGUAAAAUGAAAGUCGGUUGGUUUCUGCAUACUCCGUUUCCUUCUUCUGAAAUCCAUAGGACGCUGCCAUCUCGGUCAGAGCUGCUGAGAUCUGUUCUUGCUGCUGAUUUAGUUGGCUUCCAUACAUAUGACUAUGCAAGGCAUUUUGUUAGUGCUUGUACUCGUAUUCUUGGGCUGGAGGGCACACCUGAAGGAGUAGAGGAUCAAGGAAAGCUGACUCGUGUAGCUGCAUUUCCAAUAGGGAUUGACUCUGAUCGGUUCAUUCGAGCUCUUGAACUCCCUCAAGUCCAAGAUCACAUGAAAGAACUGAAAGAGAGGUUUGCUGGCCGAAAGGUAAUGUUAGGCGUUGAUCGGCUUGAUAUGAUCAAGGGAAUACCACAGAAGAUUUUGGCAUUCGAAAAAUUCCUUGAGGAAAAUCCUGAUUGGCGUGAUAAGGUGGUUCUCCUGCAAAUUGCUGUCCCUACCAGGACUGAUGUUCCAGAGUAUCAAAAGCUUACCAGCCAAGUGCAUGAGAUUGUUGGGCGCAUUAAUGGAAGAUUUGGAACUCUUACUGCUGUACCAAUACAUCAUCUGGAUCGUUCUCUUGAUUUUCACGCAUUAUGUGCACUGUACGCUGUUACUGACGUAGCCCUUGUAACAUCUUUGAGGGAUGGAAUGAACCUCGUCAGCUAUGAGUUCGUUGCCUGCCAAGCUUCCAAGAAAGGGGUCCUUAUAUUAAGUGAGUUUGCAGGAGCUGCUCAGUCUCUUGGUGCUGGAGCCAUUUUGAUUAAUCCAUGGAAUGUCACUGAAGUUGCUUCUUCAAUUGGUUAUGCUUUGAAUAUGCCAGCUGAUGAAAGAGAAAAACGCCACCACCAUAACUUCAUACAUGUAACUACACACACAUCUCAAGAAUGGGCUGCAACCUUUGUAAGUGAACUUAAUGAUACCAUUGUUGAAGCUCAAUUAAGAACAAGACAAAUUCCACCACUACUUCCAAUUGAAGUUGCUGUGGAUCAUUACUCACAAUCCAGUAACCGAUUGUUGAUACUGGGAUUCAAUGCAACUUUAACUGAACCAGUGGAUACCCUUGGGAGGAAGGGCAAUCAAAUUAAAGAAUUGGAACCCAAGUUACGUCCGGAUUUACAAGAACCUUUGAAAAAGCUUUGUGAUGAUCCAAAGACGACAAUUGUUGUCCUCAGUGGAAGUGACAGAAGUGUCCUAGAUGAUAACUUUGGUGAUUACAACUUGUGGUUGGCAGCAGAAAAUGGGAUGUUUUUACGAGUUACAAAGGGAGAUUGGAUGACAACAAUGCCUGAAAAUUUAAAUAUGGAAUGGGUGGAUAGUGUCAAGCAUGUUUUCGAAUAUUUUACUGAAAGAACUCCUCGAUCUCAUUUUGAGCUCCGUGAAACUUCAGUUAUAUGGAACUAUAAAUAUGCAGAUGUUGAGUUUGGAAGACUUCAAGCAAGGGACUUGUUGCAACAUCUUUGGACAGGUCCAAUCUCAAAUGCAUCUCUCGAUGUUGUCCAAGGUAGCCGAUCUGUUGAGGUUAGAUCUGUCGGUGUUACAAAGGGUGCAGCAAUCGAUCGAAUCCUUGGAGAAAUAGUUCAUAACAAAGGCAUGAAGGAACCCAUUGAUUAUGUCCUAUGUAUUGGCCACUUUCUAGCUAAGGAUGAAGACAUAUAUACGUUUUUUGAGCCAGAGCUUCCAUCAGAAGUCCCAGCUCCGGCAAGACCCCAUGUACCAACACCAGUCAGGACAUCUGUUUCAAAGUUACAAGUGAGUAAAAGCGGAUCCAGAGCAGCAGCUCGCCCUAAGAAACAACGGUCAUUUUCAACUAUAGAAAGGAACUCAAGCUAUCCUGUAACUGGAGGUGUUUUGCAAUCAAUGGCGGCCGAUAAGAUGUCAUUGCAAGAGGGUUCUUCAGUACUUGACCUGCAGGGUGACAACUACUUUUCUUGCUCUGUUGCACGGAAAAGAUCUAACUCACGCUAUCUCCUUGGAUCAUCUGAUGAUGUUGUAAAACUCUUGAGAGAGCUGGCAGAUCAUACUCAAAGCUGACGGUAUGACCAGAGAAGGGUUACAAUAGGAGCAAAGUUAAAGAAAGUUGAAUUUUGUUUAGCAGUUAUAUUUUUUGGAAAGGAAAUGAAUUUUAUUUGGUUAGAAUGCCUUCUAAUCUAAGCAAUUAAUUUCAUUGAAAUUAAAAU